CCGAAGGGAGCAAUCGCAAAUUAAAGAAUGCUAUUCAGACCAWUGGCAACACCUGUUGGAGUCGUCCUUUUGGCGGCUCUAAUGGGCGGAAGAUACGAAGAAGGCGUCGAAGCUAGAUCAUCUCCUGCUUUUGUUCCAAGAACUGCGUCCAGUUCUUUCGCUUUGACUGAAAUCACUUCAUCACACAAGUCAAUUUCCCAAUCUAUAAUAGACAACAUCCCUCGAGGAGGAGCUGAAGCAGRGAGUGACGACUCGGAAGAAGACGAGGAGGCCGAGACCGAAGUCCUUUAUCUUCCUGGUCUCCUGGAAGUUCAACUCAUUGCAACGGAUCAGGUAAGUGAUUCAUGUUUUGUGCUCCAGAAAAGGAGAUAUGUGCACCGUUACAGCUGAAUUCUUGAACGUGUUGCAUUUCGUUUUGGCCUAGAAAAUAGCGCCGUAACUUACAAUCGUGUGUCGUAUUGACGAAUGUAUGCUUUAUUCCMUUUAUGCAGCCAACUGCGAUCACAGACUCCGCCAUCUCGUUGUCUGCCAAAAAAGCAAAAGAACUUGGCGUGUCGAAUGGAGAAGUUGUAGCUGUCAUUGGAAGACGACGAACWGCAACGUACGGACGAGUCUUAGUGCAGAAAAAGAAGAAAGUAUCGUCGUCAAUCUGCACAGUUUCCGAAAAUCUUGCCAAGAAUCUUAUGCUUCGUAAGGGAGACAAAGUCAAGAUUGUUCCCCUUGAUGACGAWAGCUCUUCUGAUGAAGGAAACCGUAGUGGAGAUUUGGUUCUAGUUGGUACUGCUUCCGCUCCUAUUGUUGAGUCUGUAACGCUUUCUCCCAUCGAAGAUUCUCUUGCCUCAUUAGAGGCUGUUGAGGGAGGUGAUUCCAUCUCCGAUGACGACAUCGAAUCAAGAUUUAUCGCUCCAUACCUCGAAGAAUCUGGAGGACUUUUGAAACAGGGACAGGUUCUKGUACUGAACGACGAAGAUGGACGAAAAUUAGAAUUUGUUGUCUCAAAUUUAAUGAUCGAAGGUGCYAGUGAUGAAGCGUCAGAGGAAGGCACCGAAGAAGAGGAAGUCAGAGCUGGAGAAUUAAACGGAGAGACUGUUACAGUUGUUGGAGGUAGCGCUCCUCGCCCACUCGUUGGAGCCGGAUACGACUCUGUUGGUGGACUUGAGAAGGCAACGACACUAAUGCGAGAAUUGAUUGAGAUGCCUCUGCGGUUUCCUGAACUUUGGACAACAGCUGGCGUACCCACACCCAAGGGUGUUUUGUUGCAUGGUCCACCCGGUUGCGGAAAAACAUUGCUGGCAAACGCUUUGGUUGAGGAAACGGGAGCGCAUGUCGUCGUUAUCAAUGGUCCUGAAAUCAUGGCACGCAAGGGUGGAGAAUCAGAGGCGAAUUUGCGUCAAGCAUUCGAAGAAGCCGCUGAAAAGGCCCCUGCUAUUAUUUUCAUGGACGAGCUYGACUCGAUUGCACCCAAGCGUGAUGAAGCGCAAGGGGAGACCGAAAAGCGCGUUGUUUCGCAACUAUUGACUUUGAUGGACUCGUUGAAGACGAACUCAAAUGUUAUGGUAAUUGGAGCUACCAACAGACCCAAUGUUAUUGAAUCUGCUCUUCGACGACCUGGUCGCUUCGAUCGUGAGUUGGAAAUCGCCAUGCCAGACGAGGAUGGUAGACACGAAAUCCUCAAGAUCAAAACCAAGGAUAUGCAACUUGAUGUCGAUGUCGACUUGUUCCAGAUCGCCCGUGACACACACGGAUUUGUUGGAGCUGAUCUUCAACAGCUUACCCUCGAGGCUGCUCUUCAAUGCAUUCGAUCAAAUAUUCAGAACCUUGAUAUUGAUAGCGAAGAACCAAUUCCCGAAGAARAUCUAGAUAUCCUCAAGGUCACGAAUGAGCAUUUYACGCACGCUCUGAGUCAGUGCGACCCCAGCACUCUGAGAGACAACAAAGUGGAGGUUCCCGACACGAAGUGGGCAGAUAUUGGUGGAUUGGAACAGACCAAGCGUGAAUUACAGGAAAUGGUCCGGUAUCCUAUCGAGCAUCGUCACUUGUUUGAACGAUUUGGUAUGCAAGCGUCUCGUGGUGUCUUGUUUUACGGUCCUCCAGGUUGCGGUAAGACGUUGAUGGCUAAAGCAAUCGCCAACGAGUGUGGUGCAAACUUUAUCAGUGUGAAGGGACCUGAGCUUCUGAAUGCCUGGUUCGGUGGAUCCGAAGCCAACGUUCGUAACUUGUUCGAUAAGGCCCGUGCAGCAAGUCCUUGCAUCUURUUCUUCGACGAGAUGGAUUCCAUUGCCAGAGCGCGUGGUUCCGGUGGAUCUGGAGGCUCCGAUACUAGUGAUCGUGUCAUUAACCAAAUUUUAUCUGAGAUUGAUGGUAUGGGAUCUGGAAAGACUCUCUUCAUUAUUGGAGCAACAAACCGWCCCGAUAUUCUUGAUCCYGGUAUCAUGCGUCCCGGACGUCUUGAUCAAUUGAUUUACAUUCCACUUCCAGAUUUUGAAUCCCGAGUUUCAAUCUUUAAGGCUAAUCUCCGAAAGUCCCCCAUUGCCGAUGACAUCAGCCUCGAACAACUGGCGGGAGCUACAGAAGGAUUUUCGGGUGCUGAUAUUACAGAAAUCUGUCAGCGAGCAGCGAAAAAUGCCAUUCGUGACUGUAUUACUGCCGAUAUCGAACGCCAAAAACGAGUUGAAGCGGGUGAAAUGACUCAAGAAGAAGCUGAUGCACUCCCAGAUCCCGUUGGUGCUAUCACAAAAGCUCAUUUUGAAGCAUCUAUGAGCAAGGCUCGUCGAUCUGUGGGACCUGAAAUUAUUGCUCAAUAUGAUGAAUUCACCGCCAAACAAAAGGCAUCAUGGGGCGCAGGUAAUGAAAACGAUAGUGCUUACGAUAUUGAUCAAGCUGCUAUUGACCAAUCUAGGGAGGAUGCUUUAUUAGAAGGAGCCGAUGAGGAAGAAGAAGCUGGCGUACCAGUCGCUGCGACUGGCGACGAAGAAGAGUAACUGAAAUCRUUUAACGCASMUUAACACGAAGUCCAACCACGAAACACAGUUCAUAUUAUUUUGCAUUCAUUUCCUUUUUCACCGUGACACUUUCCGUU
Messenger RNA from Pseudo-nitzschia multistriata, 3079 nucleotides. Lineage: Eukaryota; Bacillariophyta; Bacillariophyceae; Bacillariales; Bacillariaceae. The record is from the annotation of a GenBank genome assembly.